Molecule: messenger RNA, 402 nt
Organism: Gloeophyllum trabeum ATCC 11539
Lineage: Eukaryota; Fungi; Basidiomycota; Agaricomycetes; Gloeophyllales; Gloeophyllaceae
Exons: 1
Coding region: 1-402 (133 amino acids)
Source: RefSeq, a predicted model, not a curated record
AUGUCCGCUCGCGCUUCCGCCACUACUGCAUACAAGCCCAGUCAUUGGUCACCUUGGGACUGCGAAAGGAUUGCGGUGCUUGCGUGCCAAGGGUUCCCGGAGACUAUGCUCGAGAUCGCGUCGCAGCCCGAGGUUAAGGCACAGCCCGAGGGCAAGACGCUCCGGCCGAUGAAGCCCCUGCCCGAGAGGAAGGCGAGAAGUACCCCACUCGAGACCGGAGUGCAGGGGGCAAAGGUGUCGAACACGAAGACCGACGUGCAUGUGAUGGAGUCAGCCACCGAGAAGUUCGAGGAGGAUCGCAGAACGGAGGUGCUCGUGACUGCUCUGCGCGAGGAGGAGAAGGCCGCCGCCCGCGGCAUUAUCAUGCUCGUCUCGCGUGUCGCGCAAAUGCAAGCUGUGUGA